Astyanax mexicanus (Mexican tetra) is the source of this 3976-nucleotide messenger RNA. It is a transcript of the gene atf5a, whose product is annotated as activating transcription factor 5a. Gene Ontology annotation, molecular function: DNA-binding transcription activator activity, RNA polymerase II-specific; RNA polymerase II transcription regulatory region sequence-specific DNA binding. Bases 503 to 2053 code for a protein of 516 amino acids. The transcript is spliced from 4 exons. Gene Ontology annotation, cellular component: nucleus. The record is from RefSeq and is a predicted model, not a curated record. Lineage: Eukaryota; Metazoa; Chordata; Actinopteri; Characiformes; Acestrorhamphidae. Gene Ontology annotation, biological process: regulation of transcription by RNA polymerase II.
AACAUCUCCAACACUGUCUAAGUUUGGUAUUGGUAAGGUGGGCGUUGUUGUUUACCACUUCUUCCCCCCACCUCGCCAAUAAGGAGGGACCACGCGCAGCCCCGCACGCGCACGCCGUGCACAGGGAGGCGGAGGAAUCCACGAGCGCCGUGACCGCGUGCGUGACGCAGCCGGUUGCUAGGUGUGGAUGACCCACGCUCGAUGCUUUGGCUCAAUUAGCCGCCUCUCAGUCAUCAACUCCGUCACAACAAAGCGAGAAGCAGGAGAGAGGGACAGACACUCUGCGGGAGAACAUGGCUUUUUAAACCGUUUGCCUUCGUCUGCUGCCCUCAAAGCGCCGUGCUUUGCUUUUGCAACGCACCCCAAAACACCUCAACCACAUUUUCAGCAAUAAUGGAGUUUCAUAAUGUUCACCCAGCCCUGUUCUCUGUGGCUCAAGUCUCGAACUACAAUACUGUGCAACGUAAACUCGGCCGUUUGAAUCGUAGGACCAACGGACAGGAUGAUGGCAAUGUCAGCACCCAUUUGGAAGACUCUACUUGGCUGCCCGGCAGACCCCCUCGCUCUCUCUCACCCACAGGCUAACCACAGCCAAUUGGAGAGGCGCAGAGGGGAGGGGCCAGAGGAGAGCCAGCACUUAAUUGGUGAUGGUCUCAGUGACUGGAUGACGGAAGAAGUGGAUUUCUCCUCAUACCUCCCAACCCCUCACUCCUCUCCUUCCCCCAAUGCAUCCCUUCCCCCCUCGCCCCUGCAGCAUGACAUCCAGGUGCCCUCUGAUUUGGAGGUCAUGACCUCUCUGCUGCAGGAAGAGCUUGCUCAGCUGGAGGAUUACUUCCUGUCUGACCCGCUCCCAGAGAAAGCCUCCAAACUGGGCAAAUGCGACAAAGGGCCACCACCAAUGGGUCCCCCAUCGUACUACCAGUUGCCCUAUGCAUCUUAUUCUUCUUCCAGCCAAUCAGAGUCUAGCCCCCUACUUGUUACCCUAGCAACUGGGGAACUAGACCUGCUGAGCUUUUGUGGGGGACCCAUUGGCCGAUCCAAGAUACCUAGACACGCCCCUUACAGUUGCAACCGCCCCAACGGCAACGUCUGCGGCCGCAAGAGAGUUUCCGAUGGGGUGAGGGUGAGUGACGGCUAUGAGAAUAGCAUCUGGAGUUCCAAAGGAAAUACCUCAGGUAACUCAGCUGUUGCACUUGGUGGAAGCUACAGCUGUAUAGAAGAUGAACGGGUGGUGGGCAAAGGUUACUGCCUGGGCAGUGCGGUGGAGAUCAGAAGGUGCGCCAUUUUACCCAAAGAAGAGAAGAAUUGCCGCUACACAGAAGAGUCCAUUGGUAUAAGCAAGAUUGUAAGUGGUGGCUAUGGCUUCAGUGGGCCCAUUCAAGUUCCUCCUCACAAGAAAGAAGAGAUGAUGAUGUACGGUGUCAGGGAAGUCAACAUAAAUGGAAUGGGUGGUGGUUCGGAGAUGGAGAUGAUGAGCGAAGGAAAAUCCGGCAUCAACGACAUGGUCAAAAGUAACAUGUCCUGGAAGUCAGAGUCCAACGAAGGUUGCUUUCUUCAAGGAACACCCCAAGAAGAGGCCUACCAUAAUUUCCUAGGUGCCAUCAACGAGCCUGUAAAAGCAGAAAGCGUAGAUUUGCAUCGUCAACACAGCGACUACCACUGCAGCUUUCUGGAGGGUCAAGGCCCUGCCUGCUUGAGUGGUGACAGACACGGACAUGAAAUGGGUGCUCCUUGCCCCAGAGGAGUCCGUUCCUUGAAGGAGGAACCUUGCAUUGUAAAACCAGAGCUGGAGGUCCCCCUCAUGGAAACCGGUCAUGGGGAACGCAAGCAGAAGAAGCGAGAUCAGAACAAGACAGCAGCUCACAGGUAUCGCCAAAGGAAGAGAGCAGAGUUGGACUCACUGGAGGAGCAGCUUCAUGGCCUAGAGGGGAAAAACCGUGAACUUCGGGACAAGGCAGAAUCGGUGGAGCGUGAGAUCCAGUAUGUGAAAGACCUCCUGAUUGAGGUGUACAAGGCUCGCAGCCAACGCCUAAAGCAGGAGGCCAGCGCCUGACCUGAAGAUUGGUAGCCUGACACAGAUGAUGGUCCUGCAAGUAGAAUUGAUAGUGGUCUAACAGAAAGUGGAAUUUAAGUUGGAAUGUUUUCUGAUCGAAUGUUUUUUUGUUUUGUUUCUUUUUUGGAUAGGGGCGGGGUGUGUACUAUUGCACGUUACGUUAACCAAUCAUUUACUUUUUGUUACAAACUGACUAGUCCAUCAACAGCUGCAGCACAAACUUCCACUUUUCCAGCUCAAACUCAAAGGCAAAUAAAUAUGCACUGUGAUUCUGUCAUGGCUUAAAUGACAGCUGGCUUUUUGUGUGGGCCUCCUUUUUCGAAGAAUAGCUAAAACGGGUCCUCAACUUGUGUUCUUUUCAGGAUUGAUGUUAAUCAACGUUGAACACACACGACCUGAUUGAGCGCAUUAUGUUUCAUUUACACAAGGCUAUAAUCUUCUAUCGCAUCAGAACAUAGCCUGCACUAAUCUUAAUUUAUCCAAAGUAGGUAAUUAUGUUAAUUAUUUCCUUUUAAUUAUUUAUAAGUGGGUUUCAAGUUCGUAGUACAUGGCAAUAGCGCAAUUCUUCCAUUAAUUCAAAGAGAAAUAAGCACUGAUAUGAAAAAGCAAUCUUGUUCAAAACCAAUAUUGAUUUUCAGGGGAAUCACUUUUUCCAAAAUGAAAAUUCGCUCAGGAAGAGCAAGCCUGAUGAUUUCAUUUUUUUUUUUUUUUAGUUCCUAAUUUUUUAAAAAAUCCCCAGUUUACGUUAGUUCUGCAGCUCAGGUAUGCAAUCUAUAUGUCCAAAGUCACGGAAGUAUGUCAGUUUGUAACUUGAUGCUGAAGAUAUGGCACUGCCUAAUGUUAUGCGUGUUGAUUUCAUAUUGUUUCAGUCUUGCAUGCCUAAGCUUUUCACAGCUUUUUGGGGAAAAAAAGAAUGCCUUUUUUUUUGGUUCCUUUUGUUGGUUUGGACAACGUUAAACAUUACAGCAUAUCUCUCUCUCCAGCUAAAGACCUAUCUUCAAGUCCUGUUCUAUAUCUUCUUUGCCUAGUCAUUUCAUAGAAUGAGUGGCAUUUUGAUUCACAAACUACUGUUUGGCCCAACGUCUCUGCUGUAAUUGCGAAAACAAUCAGGGUUUGUGAUUUUAUAAGGUUUGAUUGCUCUAAUUUAAAUUAUAGUGUCUGAGGGGAGGACAGAAAAUCUUUAUAGUUCCACUGCUUUUCUAUUCUUUAACUAUAGAAUGCUUGAGCUGGCUUUGACCAAGCUUUCAUUUAGUGUCAACUCAAGUUCUUAGCAAUAUUUAAUCGACAUCACUGGCAUAAUUUAUUAUUAAUUGCAUUGGAUUCGAUUGUGUACAAUCCUGAACACUUUUAGGGUUUUCAUGUUUACAGCCUAUUUAAGUCGAAUAGCCUAGAAUGAUGGUAUUCUAAUAUGUAGACACAAGUACAAAUGUAGGGAGAAUAAAAAUCCAGAAGCAAAUAGACCCUUUUCUACUUCCCUGAUAUUUUUUUUAGUUUCUUAGUUUAAAGGUAUUUUAUCAAAGAUUCAUGUAUACCUUAAAACCUAGCAAUACAUCUAUUUUUUAAUCCUUCUGAAUACAAAAAAAAUAUCCUAGCAUAGAUAUUCAGAGAGCUAAGCACCAUAAUAUCGGUUUCAAGUAUGCUUUCCUCUUGGCGGUAUACAAUCAUGUGUAUGAAAUAUGGAAAUAUUGAAAUAUAGCCGGAAUGUGGUACUACAUAUGUCACCUUGUGAAGUUGAGAUAUAGCUAUGAAUGUUGGGAUUUCUGAGCUACGCGACUGAGCCACAUGAUGAUGUUCACACCAGCUAAAAAACACACACACACACAACGACGGAGUCAUUUCGAUGUAUCACCUCCACUUCAACUGCUUUGUGUUUAUUUUCCCUGUCAUUCUUUUUAAUUCCAAUAAAAGUGAUUUGUGUCAGCA